AUGCUCAGCUUAUUUCAGAGAAUGGAAGGAAAAAAGAAAAGACAAGGCUACUCGAGAGAAGACGAAGCCAAUAUGUGGAUGUUUAUAUACAGAGAGCUGAGAGAAGGUAAUCCAUCUGCUUGCGAACCAAAAGGGCUUCGGAUUUGGGACGACUAUACCACGAAAUGCGAUGUGGAUAGGACCGUGGACAGUUUGAAUACCCAUUUUCGACGUCAUAUGGCUGACAAUCUUCAUAAGGCCGAACUGAGUUGCAAUGUGAUGAUGUAUCUUUAUCGUCGACUUAAACUAACAAUGGAAUCCGACGUCAAAAGAGCGCUCGAAUUGAAGUUUACUGUGGAAAUUGAGCUGAACAGUGAUCAUCAUGUGAAAACCAUCAAGACAGUUGUGCGGCCACCAAGCAAUCAAGAAAAUUCUGAAGGAGAUCACUCAUCACAGAACCCUGCUUCUUCUAAUGAACGAGCACAGGACGAGCCUUAUAUCUCAAGCAGAACAGGAUCUUUAACACCUCCUCCAAAACGACGGCUAAAUUCCUCUUUGAAUUUC
This is a messenger RNA of Ostertagia ostertagi, 543 nucleotides long. NCBI's taxonomy places the organism in Eukaryota, Metazoa, Nematoda, Chromadorea, Rhabditida, Trichostrongylidae. The record is from the annotation of a GenBank genome assembly.